GUCCAGAUGUUGAAUACCGUCGCUUCUUUUUGUUUCUUACUGCAAUGGACGAAAAAGAACACACCUUGCUUUGAAUGGUCAUGUGAUAUGUGCUCUUAUUCUGCGAGAUGAAUGAUGUUAGAGAUGACUCGAGGCGCUCAAUUUUGGAAGUGAAAUGCAGUGAAAAAAAAAUAUAGGAGGUUGUGUCCAAGAUACGACCGCAUUGUUGACGUAGAACUACACUGUUAUUUUAUAUAAGUCGCCAUACAUUGGUGGCUUGAAACUACUAGGAAUAUAAACACUUCUCAUCGUUUUGCGCUAUUCUCAAAAGAAACGCUUAUGUUAAUAUUACUGGCCUCGAAAAAAGUUGCAUUACUUUCUCGUGCUCGAGGGAAGCGCAGCUGUCACUCUUAGUGGAGGAGGUUUUGCUACUGGCAAGCGAAACCUAAUCACAUACAAAAUUCCAGAACGACAUUUACUUUCUUGGUGACUAAACAAGCGAAAUAAACUCUUUUUUGUUUAUAACAACCUCGAAAACAGUAGCAAUGCUUCAUUAUGAUCAAUAUUAGCGCAAAUGCAAUCCUAGUCGUAGGCAGUUUUGCGAUUGGACCGAACCCAAAUAACUUAUAACAUUCCAGUAAGACAUUCAAGAUACUUGGUAUUCCCCAAAUAAUUUUUUGGCGCUCAACUUACCGCCUGCUUCGCCAUAACGUCAGUUUAAUGCAUUGAUGCAUUCUCAAAGGCACCAACAAAGCCCUUAUGAUGACGGAAAACAAACAAUGUUAACAGCUUGGAAAAAGACUGAAUUAAGUGCGAUUCACAUACAACAUCCACAUUACGUUCACGUCCCGUCACGUCACGUUACGUCAAUGAUUCUACCAUGCAAUUCUCAUGAAAACAUUCACAUACACCGGCAACGUAACGACCCGUCAGCAUACGUUCAACGAAAACGACCGGCAGGAUUUGUAGAAAAGAAUAAUUGACGGAGACGGAUGGCUCGUUUGGUUUUUGUCUGGGCUUUGUGUCUCGGCUUUUGUUUUUAAUUUGGUUGUACAGUAAUUUACAUCUAAUUCAACAUUUAGCUAAUUGAACAGACCUGUGAUGCAACACGUUUAAUUGGAAAUAUUUACCUUUAAUCGGACAUUUUUGUAAACAUUGAAUUCGAGGUCCAAAUUAUGGCCCCACAUUGAAAGUCGCCACCAGUCGCGAAUGUCCAAUUACUGGUCAAAAUCGCCUCCAAUGCGACAUUAAUUGGUGCCUCGGCAUGUCGCAUUAUAAGUAACUUACUGUACUUUGUACUUAUGAUCCAAAUUUCGGAGUGAAAAUCAUACGCGACUAGCUGAGAGAAAUAGUCUAUAUAUCAUUAUUGUUGAAUAACGGUCGGACUACGGGGUUCAAGCAUUAAAAUUCAAUGAUUUUCAUUGAAUUUUUUUAAAAUUAGAACUGAUUCUAGGCAUGCUGAUUCGGAAGAGGGCAUUGCAAUUGAAAAUUGAUGUAGGUGGCGACACCAUGAAUAACAUUCAAUAUAUCAUUCGUUUGACAUUUGACGGGUCGGGCUGGUGGAAGCAUUGAGUGCAUGUGUGAAUUGGUGGAGACGUUGACGGAACGUAGACGUUCUUCUCCGUAACGUUCUAUGUGAAUCGCACAUUAUGCCACACAGCUUGUUGUCUGCUGUAACACCCAUCGAUGCGAAUUCGCUGAUGAGUUUGUCAAGAGCGAUCGCUUUCACCACCAGCGGGGGAGCUUCAUUUUAGUUGCUGCCUGGGUAACGGCGUUUACAUUUUCGACCGUCGCGACGAAAUCGCCUACUUCGCUGUUGUUCGAUGCGGUGUCACACUCGCAAAGGCUCGGUUCAGUGCGAACGCUUUUCAUUGCACUAACAUCGCGUGCAGCAUUAGAUGACGCUUGCCUCGAAAUUUUAUUACCCCUGGCAAUGCGUUCGUUUUUUGCAGGACUCGAGCCUGCCUUCCUCUUCUUCUUGCUCAUCACACACUACGCGAAGCGUCCAAUUUAUGACGCGGUAAGAAAAACACACGAUACGAAUAACGCGAAAAACGAACAGAAAAACCAAACGACGAUAUCCAAGUUGGAAGUUUGAAGAAAGGAUUUCAAAACUUACAAAAACUAUCAACAUAAUGAUUGCAAAUUCUAAUAACCUAGUAAACAAAGCUAUAGAAGGGCUUGAUUCUGUAAACCUCUUAUUCAACUUAGAUGACCUCUCCCACCAAAUAGAAAUUAUAGAAGAAGCAAUUUCCCUAGCCAGGCUUAGCAUACCCAGUAGUCGGCUCAUCAGUCUACAAGAACUAACAGCAGCGCAGCAUACGCUACAGGACAACGGUCUUGGAUCAGACACCAUAGAUAAUAUCCUCGACAUAGCCAGCGCAUACGUUAUGUACUCGCAACAUUCCAUAGUCUACGUGCUCAAAAUUCCAAAGGUUACGAGCGAUGCGUUCACAUUAUACUACAUUGAACCAAUGAUUUCAAAUAGCACACGUAUUCACCUAAAAUCCAAGUAUUAUCUGAAGGGUCCAAAUUCAUUUUCAUCGGAGAUACCAUGUCCAAAAACCAGAAAUUUAUAUGUAUGCUUGAAUCAGCAGUUAGAAGCACCGGACAGCUGUAUUGAGCAGCUCUUUAAUGGAGAACCAUCCCAAUGCCCGAUGGAGAAAACAUACGGCCAAAACUUUGUCAAAAAGGUCGAUGACUUCAAUAUCGUGGUAAAUCAAGUCAACAUGACGAUCCGCUCCAAUUGUUCAGCACACAACCAACGAUUAGAGGGAUCAUACCUCAUUCAAAUAUCAAACUGCUCUAUUAGAGUGAAUAACGAGGAAUACUUCAACAAGGAAAUAGAAAUUCCUUCGAAACCAUUCAUUCCCACGACUGGAUUAAAGAUAAUCUUCAUGUGAUCCUACAUCUACUUAAGUGGCUAUCAUCCGGUUCACUUUCUAUAACAACAAUAAUCAUUAUCGGACUCGCCGUAGUCUGGACCCUUGGAGUACGCAUCCCGAAGAAGACUACCCUAUUGAUCUCUGAAAACACACCGAAACGAUUUAAGGACGAAGACAACCCUGACACGGACACGGAUUCACAACAGAAAACAGUAAUGGUACCACAAAUAUAAUAAUUCAAAAGCCGAGGACGACUUUUCGCUAGAGGAGGGAGCCGUUAGGGAUUAUGCAGCCGUAUGGCACCCGCCAUGUUUUUGAUGCCAACAUCUCACACGUCAGAAGUAUUUGUUUUCUUCAAAACAGCGAUCCGCGUUGACGGCAGUAAGCUUCGUUUACUAGUUUAGGGGAGCGUCAAAGAACAGCUGAUUUUCAGUCGGAGUGAACGUUUUCAAAAUUAAAAUUAUGAAUAAAAAUUAGCUUUUCCAUAUCAAAUUAGUAUUCUGUUUAAAUUAAAAAUAUUUUUGAUUGCAGGUGGGGAAAAAGUCUCAUACGAAAAUUGUUUAUGAAGACAACUUUAUAUUAUAGAGAAAAAAAUCAGCAACAAUGUUGGAA
This is a messenger RNA of Toxorhynchites rutilus septentrionalis, 3476 nucleotides long. RefSeq lists its product as uncharacterized. The transcript has 2 exons. The record is from RefSeq and is a predicted model, not a curated record. The coding region runs from base 2115 to 2882 and encodes 255 amino acids. Lineage: Eukaryota; Metazoa; Arthropoda; Insecta; Diptera; Culicidae.